AAAGAAAAUUUCCUAAAAUGGUAACCUAUAAAACUCCAUCAACAAACUCUCUUGUUUGGCCUUUUGCCAAUUUCAGUGAAGGAGAAGACAAAUACAAUUUUUCAACAAUGUUUGGUGAUAAAAAAUUCAAAGACACAAACUCUUUAGAACAAUUUCAGGGGGUGGGGGUGGAGUGGAUGAAGUGUGAACAAAAUGGCAGCAGUUGAAGAUGGAAAUGGGGGUGAGAUAUGGAAAGCCCAUGGUGCAAUGGUUUUGGUACAGCUUUUCAAUGGUGGUUACCAUGUGAUUACUAAAGUGGCUCUUAAUGUGGGCAUGAAUGAAAUUGUCUUCUGUUUGUAUAGAGAUCUUAUUGCUAUAGCUAUUCUUGCCCCAAUUGCCUAUUUCCGUGAAAAGAGGUCAAGGCUUCCUUUGAGUAAACGACUACUACUGUCAUUCUUCAUUUUAGGAUUAACUGGUAUUUUCGGUAACCAACUGUUGUUCCUUAUUGGACUUGGCUACACAAAUCCGGCUUACGCUGCUGCGUUGCAACCUGCCAUACCAGUCUUUACGUUCAUACUUUCUGUACUUAUGGGUACAGAAACUGCGAAGCUUCUUACUAUGGAAGGUCAGGCAAAAGUUGGAGGUACCAUUGUUUGUGUUUCUGGGGCGAUUUUGAUGGCUGUAUUCCGUGGUACAGCGGUGUUUGGAGACGGCACAUCAGACUUCACAGCACAGAUUGAGAUAAGUGCUAAGGGUCAACCAGAGCCUGCUGGAUGGCUAAUGUCUAGUCUUCUGGAGUUGGGAUUUGAUAAUUGGCACCUAGGCGUCUUAUGCUUGAUAGGAAACUGUAUGUGCAUGGCAGCAUACAUAGCUUUUCAGGCUCCAGUUUUGAGAGAAUACCCGGCAAGCUUAUCAUUGACAGCAUAUUCUUACCUUUUUGGCGUUAUACCAAUGAUAGGGACGUCAUUCCUUGUGACCAAUGGAUCAACAGAUUGGUAUUUGACACAAUCUGAAGUUGGUGCUGUGUGCUAUGCUGGAAUUAUUACAUCAGCGCUGAACUAUGGACUUACUACUUGGUGCAAUAAGGUUAUUGGCCCUGCUUUAGUUUCUUUAUACAAUCCGCUUCAACCUGCUGCAACAGCAAUUUUGUCUAGUAUUUUUCUUGGGAGCGCUAUUUAUCUGGGAAGCAUUUUGGGAGGACUUCUCAUUAUAGCAGGGCUUUAUUUAGUAACUUGGGCAUCUUACAGAGAGAAACAGGCAGCCAUGGGAACUAUAACUCAUGAUCCGCGGAUAACGGAUCCCUUAAUCCCAUAUCAGAUAGGACCUAAUUCCUCUGUUCCUUCUUCCUCAAUGCCAAAGAUCAGUGAUUAGAUGUUGCCACAGAUAUCCUUUGCAUGUCCUAUUCUUCAUGAUAAUGUGUAUUUCAGUGCUAAGAAGAAUGCUAAAUAUGUAUUGCAGUCAUGCCUCCGUCACUCGAUUAUAGAGGGUUGGAACCCUCUAUCUGAAAGUUCUCUUUAUGCAAUGAUGGGAUGAUUGAAAUUUAAGGCUAGUUUGUCAACUUUGACAUUUGCGAGAAUGCUUGGUCAAAUAAUAAGAUUAACAACACAAUUUUUAGAUUGUGCAAUUCAGCUAAUCUAUCUUGAUAAUAUUGAUGAGUUUA
This is a messenger RNA of Solanum pennellii, 1639 nucleotides long. RefSeq names its product WAT1-related protein At4g19185-like. Gene Ontology annotation, cellular component: plasma membrane. Lineage: Eukaryota; Viridiplantae; Streptophyta; Magnoliopsida; Solanales; Solanaceae. The transcript is spliced from 8 exons. The record is from RefSeq and is a predicted model, not a curated record. Gene Ontology annotation, molecular function: transmembrane transporter activity. The coding region runs from base 193 to 1350 and encodes 385 amino acids.